AUGGGUCUGGACCACCCCAGGGGGUCUGGGGCCACCCUGGGACAUGGGGGCACCCCAGGAUGCAGGGAUAUCUCAGGGUGUUGGGGUGACCCCGGAGUGUUGGGCCUCAUUAACUUCCCCAUCUUCUUGAUGCCCUUUGGGGAGCAGCUGAACGGCACCGACCCCGGGGAGUCCAUCCUCAACACCUUCAAGCUCUUGGACCCCACCGGCACCAUGAACAAGGACGAGUUUAAGCAGCUCCUCCUGACCCAGGUGGAUAAGUUCUCCCGGGAGGAGGCGGAGCAGCUGUUCGUGGUGACGGCGGUGUCGGGGAACAUCGACUAAAAGUCCUUGUGCUACAUCACCACCCAUGGGGACAAGCAGGAGGACUGA
Messenger RNA from Chroicocephalus ridibundus (black-headed gull), 372 nucleotides. It is a transcript of the gene MYL7, whose product is annotated as myosin light chain 7. Gene Ontology annotation, cellular component: cytoplasm; myofibril. Gene Ontology annotation, molecular function: calcium ion binding. The record is from RefSeq and is a predicted model, not a curated record. The transcript is spliced from 4 exons. Gene Ontology annotation, biological process: heart contraction; cardiac muscle tissue development. NCBI's taxonomy places the organism in Eukaryota, Metazoa, Chordata, Aves, Charadriiformes, Laridae.